AUGUUCCGCCUCACCUCAUUCACACUCCCGCACACCGUCCGCGGAGCAGCAGCAGCACUCGCUGCGCGGGCGGCAUCGACGCAGACGGCCUCCGCGGCAGGCAGCAGCAAGGCCAAGCCGCAGGUGGCAACGGCUGAGCCCGUGACGGACCUGUCAUCUGAGGAGGCCAUUGCGCUGGACAACGAGUACGGAGCGCACAACUACUCGCCGCUGGACGUAGUCUUCUCCCGGGCCAAGGGCCUCAACGUGUGGGAUCCCGAGGGCAACCACUACUACGACUUUCUCUCGGCUUACUCGGCCCUCAACCAGGGCCAUCUCCAUCCCAAGCUCGUCGCCGCCGCCAUCAACCAAACCCAAACGCUCUCGCUCUCUUCUCGUGCCUUCUACAACGACAUCUUCCCGGCCUUUGCCGAGAAAAUCUGUCAGACCUUUGACUACGAGGCCGUCCUGCCCAUGAACACCGGCGCAGAGGCCGUCGAGUCGGCCCUCAAGAUCGCCCGCAAGUGGGCCACCGACGUCAAGGGUGUGCCGAGCGGGAGCGUGCAAAUCAUCUCGGCCUGCGGCUGCUUCCACGGCCGCACGCUCGGCGCCAUCUCCAUGUCAUGCGACCCGGACGCUACCGAGGGCUUCCACCCGCUUGUCCCGGGCCAGCUCAAGGUCGACUUUGGCGAUCUCGCCGGGCUCGAGGCCACCCUCGCCGAGCACGGCGAGUCUGUCGGCGCCCUGCUGCUCGAGCCCAUUCAGGGCGAGGCCGGCGUUGUCGUCCCGCCCGACGGCUACCUCGCUGCCGCCCGCGCCCUCUGCGACAAGCACAACGUACUCUUUAUCGCCGAUGAGAUCCAGACCGGCAUCGCCCGCACCGGCCGCAUGCUGGCUGUCGACCACGACAACGUCCGCCCGGACAUUGUGCUGCUCGGCAAGGCCCUCGGCGGCGGUAUCUAUCCCAUCUCGGCCGUCCUCGCCGACCGCGACGUCAUGGACGUCAUCACACCGGGAACCCACGGCUCGACCUUUGGCGGCAACCCGCUCGGCGCCGCCGUCGCCAUUGCCGCCCUCGACGUCGUCGCAGAGGAGAACCUCGCCGCCACUGCCCAGGCCAAGGGCGAGGCCUUCCGCGCCCGCUUUGCCGCCCUCCGCUCGCCGCUCAUCAAGACUGUCCGCGGCAAGGGCCUCCUCAAUGCUUUUGUCAUGGACACCGAGGCUCUGCAGGGUGCGUCGGCCACAGACCUCUGCCACAUGCUCAAGGACGAGGGCGUGCUGUGCAAGCCAACCCAUGGCCACAUCAUCCGCCUUGCCCCGCCGCUCACCAUCACCGACGAAGAGAUGGACGACGUGUGCGAGCGCGUCGAGACCACCCUCGCUCGCCUCGAGGCCGAGAUCGCCGCCGGCAAGCAUCCAGUGCCACAGGCCGACCCCGAUGCCCCUCCUCCGCGCGCCUGCGAGCGCUGCGGUCGUGCCGACGGCUGGUGA
Molecule: messenger RNA, 1470 nt
Organism: Thecamonas trahens ATCC 50062
Lineage: Eukaryota; Apusomonadida; Apusomonadidae
Product: ornithine-oxo-acid transaminase
Exons: 1
Coding region: 1-1470 (489 amino acids)
Cellular component (GO): cytoplasm
Molecular function (GO): identical protein binding; pyridoxal phosphate binding; L-ornithine transaminase activity
Source: RefSeq, a predicted model, not a curated record